Messenger RNA from Somion occarium, 1809 nucleotides. Lineage: Eukaryota; Fungi; Basidiomycota; Agaricomycetes; Polyporales; Cerrenaceae. The record is from the annotation of a GenBank genome assembly.
AUGGGAUUUUGGAGACGACGGAAUCGAGGACAGUUUGGGAGAUCACGGUUGGAUCACACUCCUUGGGUGAUCAAUUACACUUCUGAUACAUCCAAGCUACCCUUUUGACGCGCUGGACGAGGACCCUUGCGCUUCUUUCGUGUCUUCCUUCUGUUCUCAUCAGCACAUCCCGCACAGACUCUCCGGGACAGCCUUGAGAAUGCUUUCCCGCCCGUCCUCGCCAAAACGCGCAAGUCCUCGACCAGACCCUCCUCCAAAGUCGCCUCCCCCCGUCGCGCCACAUUUGCUUGAUCCAGAGCUCGACAAACCAAAGCAAGAGUCGAUCACUCUCAUCGACGCGAGUCCUCCAAAGCCACCUCAAUUGCAGGACCCUGUCCCGUUCAGCUAUUCGACCUCUGCAAACCCCGUAGAAAACCGUUGGAACCCUCCACCGCCGCCUCCGCUUCAUCUUUCGUUUACACCUGCUGUAUUUGCCGUACCAUACGAGUUAAGCAUGCCACACCGAGUUGAGCCUGAGAGACAUUCGAGCCGCCGCACUGAUGAUCGGGCAUUCGACCACUCGCAGCCAUCAACACCACCGAUAACCACUAUCCAUCACUCGCCUGCCGUUUCUGUCACCUCCCUCGCUCACUCUUCCAUCUCCUCACCCUCACCUCCUGUAGGUCAUCUCGCGUUCGUCUCCCCAUAUCCGUCGUUCUCAUAUACGCAACAGCUGCCUCCCCCGUCCGCCCAAUACUAUCAGCACCCUUCCUAUUCCUACACUCCUCCCCCUCCCCCUCCAGGCAGGUAUGCCGACGUCCCCCAAGGAUACUCUUCUGUCGUAUCUGGCGCCCCAGUGACAACGCGCGCUAUCAGGCCAGCGUAUGUUCCCACCCAAUCCUACCCUGGUCAAGCAAACUAUGUCAUUCACACCGACGAUGCUGCAACAAAAUUGAGCGAUCGUGUUCGCAGAAAGUGCUACAACUGUCGCACCACCGACACAUCCACCUGGCGACGGUCCAGCCUCACGCCAGGAAAAGUCCUCUGCAACAAGUGCGGUCUCUUCGAGCGAACUCACUCCAGGCCACGUCCGGAACAGUUUCCUCACAAGCGUGGACCAAUAGUCACGACUUCAUUCAAGUCUACUCGCACGCCUCCUCCUGCGCAGGCAAGGCUUCCGCCUAUUUCCCAGCCGGUGCCGCCUCACCAGUAUGACCAUCCUUCCAUCGCUCCGUUGAUGAACCGGAGCGACUCUCAGCAUUCACAUAGUCCCAAUGGCUCGAAUGGCACCUCGCCUGAACUUCGCAAUAUCCUCAACGGCCCGUCAGGUGCUCCCGACCACCAUGCGAAUGGCUCCCUCUCAGGUCCAGCUGAGAAUGGUCACGCACGCACCCCACCUUCCCGGACGCCUCCUCAUCAUAGUCCCCGUGUGGAACAGAGGACGCCACCACAAGCAACGUCCUGUCGUUCGUUUCGCUCUUGUCCUGCGUUCUGGGAGGCUGAGCCUCGGACUUUAUGCUUUGCCUAGAUCCGCGCACCUUUCCUGCCGGUGUUCGCACAUACAUACCGUUACGUGUGCUUUCUCUGUGGUUUUGACGAGCUGCUUGGUGCAGUGGGUGCUCUUCCAUGCUUUUUUUCAUUACGCUUUGUCGAAUCCCUUCCUGCUCCUCGGUUCUCGUUCGUUUCGCAGCUCGCUAAUCUCGUAUGUUUAUCACCCCGACUUUCGUAUAAAGAAUAGUAUACGUUCAGGCCUACAUGCUACGUCUCGUUUACCCCCUGGUACCUUUCGAAAUUCAAUUCGCCUUCUGGGCACUGCUCCCCAAUUGUCCU